Solanum dulcamara is the source of this 972-nucleotide messenger RNA. RefSeq lists its product as uncharacterized. The transcript has a single exon. The record is from RefSeq and is a predicted model, not a curated record. The coding region runs from base 97 to 840 and encodes 247 amino acids. NCBI's taxonomy places the organism in Eukaryota, Viridiplantae, Streptophyta, Magnoliopsida, Solanales, Solanaceae.
AAAAUCCUUCUAAAAUCUAUCUCUACGCCCCUCCACUCCCCCCCCCCCCCGCUCCAACAACCCACCAAAUCUUUUUCCUCCUUUGUGCCUCCAUUAAUGGAAGUUGAAGAAUUGCUUAACCUCUUUGAUUUUCACUGGUUUCAAUCUCAAGUACUCAAACCAAAACACCUCUUUUCUACAACAACCCCAAAAAUCACCUCAAUUCUUGAACCCAACAAACAAAUUCUUGAAUUCAAUGAACAAAUUCUUGAAAAGAGCCCAAAACUUUCAAGAACUCCAACUUUUAUGGUCAGAUCUCAGAGUGACCAAUGUUUGAGCUCUAAAGAUUGCACCUUUAACUCAGAGAAAUCACAAUCACAAUCCCCAUCUCCAAAAUCUGUUCUUAUUGAAGCUAAACUUCAGCCAAUUCUUUCUGGUAAAGAAUACAAUGAGUUUCAAUUUUCCUCUGAAGCAGCUGUUAAAAACAGAGAAACUUUUGGGAGGAGAAAGAAGAAGAGUAAAAACAGUAAAAGUUUAUCAGAGCUGGAGUUUGAAGAGCUAAAAGGGUUUAUGGAUCUUGGAUUUGAGUUUUCAGAUAAAGAUAAAGAUUCAAAUUUGGUGACAAUAAUUCCUGGAUUGAAGAGAUUAGGAAGGGAAAAUGAAAGGGGUUUUGAGGAAAAUGGAAUUUCAAGACCUCAUCUUUCUGAAGCUUGGGGUGUUUGGGAGGAAAAGAAAAAAAUGGAGGAUAGGAAAAAGAAUCCAUUGAAAAGUUGGAAGAUUAAUUCUGAUUUUGGAAAUGAAAUGGAAAUUAAACAUCAGUUGAAGUUUUGGGCUCAUACUGUUGCCUCUACUGUUAGAUAGCUGUAAUAUAUUUGUAUGGCUAAAUUUGUCAAAAAUGAUCAAGUAUUUUCUUUUUACCUCUAUUAAAAUUUGAAUUUGAAUUUCCUAUUAUUUUCACUCAAGUUGGAAAAGAUGGAGUUUGGGAAAAUUUCA